AUGUCCGCCUACGACGUCAAGGGCAAGAAUGGCAUUGUAACUGGCGCAGGUUCUGGUAUUUGCCUUGCCUUCACCCAGCAGCUUCUUGAGAACGGGUGCUCCGUUGUGAUAGCUGAUCUCAAGCUCCGCCCCGAAGCAGAGGAGCUCAUCAACAAAUGGGCCACCACUGAGGGCGGCAAGCCCACUGUCCACUUUCACAAAACUGAUGUUAGUGACUGGGCUCAGCUCUCAUCUCUAUGGGACAUAGCGCUUGAGAAGCUUGGCCAGGUCGACAUCGUCUGCAACGGCGCUGGCAUUUAUGAACCCCCAUCAAGCACCUUCUGGAACCCUCCCGGAGUCUCUUCUCUAGCUGAGGAUAAGGCCGACGGUAAUCCGGGUGUUUACAACACCUUUGCCGUGAAUGCACUGGGUCCUAUCAGAUUGGCACAGAUUGCUAUGGACUACUGGCUGCAGAACCGUAACGUGCAAGGCAACCUCCUCUGGGUCGCCAGCUGUGGAGGAUACAUGCACUCCCUACAGACGCCCCUUUACUUCGCUAGCAAAGCGGCCAUCGUCAGUUUCGUCAAAUCGCUGUCGACGGUCCGAAAACGAUUCGGCAUUCGAAACGCAGCCGUCUGUCCAGGUGCCGUGCACACGCCCAUCUUUCAUCCAGAGUAUUGCCGUGACAGAAUGCCACCGACGACUUUGGGACUCACCGCAGAACAAUGCGCAAAUAUCAUGUUCCAGGUACUCACCGAAGAGAAAUACGGUGAUGGAAAUAUCGUUGAGACGGCUCUUAUCGGGAAUAGAGAGAGCAAUUCGGUCAAUGUGCGAGAGGUUCCUAUGGAAGCGCUAUAUCCUACUGUAGUCGCUGAAGGGUCACAUGAUGGUCUUUAUGAGGGAGAGGAGAAGUUGGCCAAGCAGCUUGCAGAGAAAGGAAUGAGAGAAUGA
This is a messenger RNA of Fusarium tjaetaba, 930 nucleotides long. RefSeq names its product 15-hydroxyprostaglandin dehydrogenase. NCBI's taxonomy places the organism in Eukaryota, Fungi, Ascomycota, Sordariomycetes, Hypocreales, Nectriaceae. The transcript has 3 exons. Gene Ontology annotation, molecular function: oxidoreductase activity, acting on the CH-OH group of donors, NAD or NADP as acceptor. Bases 1 to 930 code for a protein of 309 amino acids. The record is from RefSeq and is a predicted model, not a curated record. Gene Ontology annotation, cellular component: cytoplasm.